Messenger RNA from Anoplophora glabripennis (Asian longhorned beetle), 1158 nucleotides. RefSeq names its product coactosin-like protein. Gene Ontology annotation, molecular function: actin filament binding. Gene Ontology annotation, biological process: regulation of actin filament polymerization. Lineage: Eukaryota; Metazoa; Arthropoda; Insecta; Coleoptera; Cerambycidae. The transcript is spliced from 5 exons. Gene Ontology annotation, cellular component: actin filament; site of polarized growth; plasma membrane. The record is from RefSeq and is a predicted model, not a curated record. The coding region runs from base 169 to 1008 and encodes 279 amino acids.
CGUUUUUUCUUCCAGCUGCCGGCGCAUUUGACAUUUCGCGGUCUGCCAGGGUUCACCGAUUUUAACGCUUUCAUGAACGCCGGAGGAAGAGUUAAUUGCCGGUAAUUAAUAAGUGAAAUUGAUAAGUGGAUCUCGCCAGGUUAGCAAUUUGAACGGUGUGGAUAUACGAUGCCGGGAGAAACCGCAAUCGAAAAUGGUACGCAAGAAGCCGUGGCCGAGGUGAAGCAGGAGGUGGCGGCCGUGGUAAAGCAAGAAGUCGCGGCAGAAGUAAAGCAAGAGGUGCCGGAAAUAAAGCAAGAAGCGCCGGAUAUAAAGCAAGAAGUGCCAGAAGUCGAGGAAGAUGCACCGAAAGUGAAACAAGAAGUUGUGGCCGAGGUUGUUGCUGAAGUUAAACAAGAGGUUGUGCCUGAAGUUAAAGAAGAGAUAAAACAAGAAGUUGUGCCGGAAAUCAAAAAAGAAGUGCCAGAAGUAAAAGUAGGACCCGCUGUCCAGAACGGUAUUCCCAAAAAGCAAGAAGAAGCUCCUAUUGAACCCAUUAUCCACCAGAACGGCGCCCCAAAAAAGAAUAGUACUAUGUCCACCAGCAUGGAUAUUGAAUCGGUGAGAGCAGCGUACGAUGAUGUUAGGUCGGACAGUUCAGAAACCCAAUGGGCCGUUUUAAAGUUCGACGGUUCAAAGAUCGCACCGUCCGCCACCGGAGCAGAUUUUGGUAAAUUCAAAGAACAAUUCAGUGACAACGAAAGAGCUUUUGGCUACAUUCGAGUCCAAACCGGAGACGAGAUGUCGAAAAGACAGAAAUUCCUCUUUGUCACUUGGGUGGGGCCCUUGGUCAGCGUCCUGCAACGAGCCAAAAUGUCCACCGAUAAGGCUGUUGUGAAAAAUGUUAUUUCUAAUUUUGCAGUGGAGUUGCAAGUAGAGAACACCACUGAAAUUGAUUUGAAAAACUUCGUGAACGAGCUAAACAAGGCCGGAGGGGCAAACUACGGGACGGGAGUCAGGGAAAUUUAAGUCUUUGUAUAAAUUGUGAAUAUGAAUAAUAUAUUUUACUGUUGUUGGUAAUGAUAUGCCUUAUACGAUGUAUACCUUAUUUUUAUUUAUGCAGUCAUUAUAAUAAGUCAUGUGCAAUUUAUUUUUAAAUAAUAAAAAAUAGAGUGCCUA